Molecule: messenger RNA, 3608 nt
Organism: Peromyscus maniculatus bairdii (prairie deer mouse)
Lineage: Eukaryota; Metazoa; Chordata; Mammalia; Rodentia; Cricetidae
Gene: Armcx2
Product: armadillo repeat containing X-linked 2
Cellular component (GO): mitochondrion
Molecular function (GO): protein binding
Source: RefSeq, a predicted model, not a curated record
GACUGGCAAUGAAGCCUCACGUGACCAAGAGCUGACGUGGGCAAAGGUACUUAAAGCCUUGACGGCCAUCCCUGCCAUCUUCCUCCGGGUACCAACGCUGUUAAGCUGCACACUGCCAGGCAAGAACAAGAAAAUCCCCUCAGAACUGGACAGACACCUUGCUGCCCCAACCCUCCCCCCUCCCCCUCCCCUCCCCCACCACCCCCCUGUCCUUCUAGGGUGCUAGGAAAUGGGUGUGCCAGCUUCUGUGGGAGAGAUGGCGGAUUUGGCGCUGCAUGGGCUUCACAGGCUGGGGGAUCGUGACAGAAUCUGGUAUUAAACCGCCAUGCUAACUGCCAGGCUGCUUUCCAGACACCUGCGGCCCACGGAGCCCUUCAUCCUGGUCUUUUCAGGCCUGAAAAAGGAAUUCGGAUAGAAAAAGGCUAACACUAGGGCUCUUGUUCUGGAUGAUGAUAUGUCCACCAGGUUCUUAGCCUGCACCCGCAGUCUAUAUUUCUGCCCUUCAGCCUGUCCUCCGCAUGAAGCUCUGACUGAAUUAAAGGAAGGGGAAAGACCUCUGAAUUCUUGCAGAUCCAUUUACCUGCAGACUCUGCAGCUGUGAGAUCGCGCACGGUGGGAACUGCUCCUGAUCCCGGGAAGUUGGUCCAGCUCAGCUUGCAGCCUCAGAAGAACUUUCAAACCUGAGCUUGAGAGCCUCGCUUUGACUGGUACAUACAUUCCACUUAGGCAAGCCGGUAACACAACCUGGAUCAGAGAAUUGUUCCAAGUGUAUCAUGAGCCGUGCUCGGGAUGCUGGCUGCGUAGCUGCUGGAAUAGUGAUCGGGGCUAGUGCCUGGUACUGUGUCUACAAAUAUACUAGAGGAAGAGACCAGAAGAAGAAGAGACCAGCCAAGCCCAAGAACCGGGCUUCGGUGGGUACUGGAGCCAGAGCUAGAGCUGGGCUAAGAGCUGGAUUCACAAUUGACCUUGGGCCAGGAUUCAAUACCCCAGCCCUGGUGAGUGUUGAGGCAAUGAAUAAGGCCCAAGAAGAGACAUCCACUCUUGCCAAAGCUGCAGCUGAAGAAAUGGUGCCAGCUGCACCCAGCCCUAAGGUUCAGAAUGGGGCCGAAAGUAAGGUCCAGGCGGCAAAUGGGACUGGGACUGAGCCUACUAAAGUAGUCGUGACUUCAGCUGCCUGUGCAGUUACAUCCCCACCCAAGGUGGCAGAGGUCCCCGCAGCUUCAGGGGCCCCAGAAAUAGUAGUGGCUCCCAAAGUGGCAGGAGCUGCCAGCACCACACAGGCUUCUGGAGCAGCACUACUCCCUGGUCCAGCAAUGCUUCCUGGGGCAGCCCAGGCUCCUGGGCCAGCAAUACCUUCCCCAUCAAUAGCACCUCCGAUGCCAGCAGCACUUCCGUGGGCUGUAGCGCCUCAUGCGGUAGCCCAGUCUCCUGGGCCAGCAGCACCAACCAUGGCAGUCCAAUCUCUUAUGCCAGCAGCACCUUCCUGGGCAGUAGUAGCGCCUCCUGGGGCAGUCUAUAUUCCUGUGGCAACCCACUUUCCUGGGGCAGCAGCAGCAGCGGCUGCCGCCGCCAGGGUAAGCCAGUCUCCUGGGACAGUGGUGCCUCCCCUUCCACCCCCGUCUCUUGGACCAGCAGCAGUGCUUUCCAGGGCAGUCCAGUCUUCUGUGGCAUCAGCGCCUCCCAGAGCAGUCCAGUCUCCUGGGGCAACAGUGCAUCCUGGGGCAGCCCAAUCUCCUGGGGUAGUAGUGCCUCCCAGGGCAGUCCAGUUUUCUGGGGCAGCAGUGCCUCCCAGGACAGGAGCCCCUUCUGGGACAACAGUGCCUCCCAGGGGGGCAACAACUCCCAAUGCGGCAGCAUUUGCUAGGGCACCAGCAUCUACCCAGAGGGCAACAACCACAGGAGCCAUGCAGGUCCCUAGGGUGGCAGCACCUACCAAUGCCACAGAGACUCCUAGAAUAGCAACACCUGCCACGGUGGCUGAAGCCUCUCUGCCAAUGCUUUCUGGGGCCGCAGAGACUCCUGGGACUUCAGGGUCCUCUAAGACAGCAGCCACUGGCAAAAAAGCAAGCCCUGGAGCUCACACUGGCGCUAUACCUAAGGCUGGAUCAGCCACUGGCGCUGUGCCCAAGGGUGGAGGCAAGGGUGGAAACAGGAACCGGAAUGGAGGCAAGGGCAAAAACAGGAAAAACAAGGUUGAAGUGGAUGAGUUGGGGAUGGGCUUUCGCCCUGGUGAUGGAGCUGCAGCGGCCGCUGCAGCUUCUGCUAAUGGGGGACAGGCUUUCCUAGCAGAGAUUCCUGAAUCUGAGGAGGGGGAAUCUGGGUGGACUGAUACAGAGUCAGAUUCAGACUCUGAACCUGAGGUUCAGCACAGAGGGAAGGGCAAGAGAACCAUUCCCAUGCAUAAGCGCCCCUUUCCAUAUGAAAUCGAUGAGAUUCUGGGUGUCCGAGAUCUCAGGAAAGUCCUAGCCUUGCUUCAGAAAUCAGAUGACCCCUUUAUCCAGCAGGUAGCCCUGCUCACCCUGAGCAACAAUGCCAAUUAUUCAUGUAAUCAAGAAACAAUUCGAAAGUUGGGAGGCCUCCCGAUUAUUGCUAACAUGAUCAACAAAACUGACCCCCACAUUAAGGAAAAAGCCUUAAUGGCCAUGAAUAACCUGAGUGAAAAUUAUGAAAACCAGGGCCGACUGCAGGUAUACAUGAACAAAGUGAUGGAUGAUAUCAUGGCUUCUAACCUGAACUCAGCAGUACAGGUAGUUGGGCUAAAAUUUUUAACAAACAUGACUAUUACUAAUGACUAUCAGCACCUGCUUGUCAAUUCCAUUGCAAACUUUUUCCGCUUGUUAUCUCAAGGGGGUGGAAAAAUUAAGGUUGAAAUUUUGAAAAUACUUUCAAAUUUUGCUGAAAAUCCAGACAUGCUCAAAAAACUUCUUGGUACCCAAGUGCCAUCAUCAUUUAGUUCCCUUUAUAAUUCUUAUGUGGAAUCAGAAAUUCUUAUUAAUGCUCUUACUCUAUUUGAGAUUAUCUUUGACAACCUCAGAGCAGAAGUGUUCAACUACAGAGAAUUCAACAAGGGUUCCCUGUUUUACUUAUGUACUACAUCUGGGGUGUGUGUUAAGAAAAUCCGAGCCUUGGCCAAUCACCAUGACCUCUUGGUGAAAGUGAAAGUUAUCAAACUGGUAAACAAAUUCUGAUUGCUCUGUGUCCUCAAGAUCUGUGAUUUCUCAGUUUUCCAAUCUGGAAGCAUUAAAAAUGCGAUGUUAUUGCUUUUCUCCUUGUGUGAAUAGUAAAGGGGUCUUUUCAGCUGCCAGUUUAGAAAAAUGUGUCAUUCAGAGUGAUGUUGUCUGUGACAGUCACCAGCUUUAAGCUGAUCCAUUUCCUGAAUACCAAAUAGUCCUGUAGUCUUGUAGUUCUGUAGUCCUGUAGUACUGAAGACACAUUUGUGAUUUGAAUUGUGUUGCUUGGGUGGAAUAUUUUUACUGGGUCCUCUAUGUGAAUUGAUAAUGAACCUGUCCGUGAAUGUCCUACUCUGCUCCUACUUGUUUUGACUUGAAUUUUGUCACCAAAGACUUCAUAUGUGUAUCAUCAAUAAAGUUGUGUGUUGCAAAUGGCAA